Molecule: messenger RNA, 1386 nt
Organism: Chironomus riparius
Lineage: Eukaryota; Metazoa; Arthropoda; Insecta; Diptera; Chironomidae
Source: the annotation of a GenBank genome assembly
AUGGCCGCCACGACAUAUAUGACAUCUUCGGGUGAUUUAGAGAUGGCACUAGGUGGUGGAUAUCACACAUCGUCACCUAGAAGUGCUGCAGAUGCAAACGAAAUGAAAUAUAUGCAUCAUCAUCAAGCAAAUCACCAUCAUGUGCCCUCAAGUCCAAGUCCUAAUCAUGCUGGUUUAAGUUCCGUUGGUGGUCUCGGUGGAGUUGGUGGAAAUCCAUGGGCUGCCUUACAGCCCUCAGAUCCAUGGGCAUUACAUUCACAUCACACUCAUCAUCCCCAUCAUCCAGCCGAUGUUAAACAAGAAAUGCAUUCAGCGCUAGCACAACAAGCUAGAACACAACAAGGAAUGGCAUCACCACAUGCCUGGCAUGCACCAGUUCAUGCAGCGGCUCAUUAUGCGCCGUCAGCAGGAUCACCACUUCAAUAUCAUCAUGCGAUGAAUGGAAUGCUUCAUCAUCCGGCACAUCCACAUCACCAAACAUCAGCACCACUUCAUCAUGCAUUGAGAGGUGAAUCACCACAAUUACAUUUACAUCCUCAUCACUUACAAGGCGAUCGUGAUGUGAGUGCGGGCGAGGAAGAUACUCCGACAUCAGACGAUUUGGAAGCAUUUGCAAAACAAUUUAAGCAACGUCGUAUCAAGUUAGGUUUCACACAAGCCGAUGUCGGUUUAGCAUUGGGUACUUUAUACGGUAAUGUGUUUUCACAAACAACAAUUUGUCGGUUCGAGGCUUUACAAUUAAGUUUUAAAAAUAUGUGUAAACUAAAGCCGCUCCUUCAAAAGUGGCUUGAAGAGGCUGAUUCAACGACCGGGUCACCGACAAGUAUUGACAAAAUUGCUGCACAAGGACGAAAACGUAAAAAGCGCACUAGCAUAGAAGUGUCAGUGAAGGGUGCAUUGGAAACACAUUUUCAUAAACAACCAAAACCGUCGGCACAAGAAAUAACAGCAUUAGCCGAUUCAUUACAAUUAGAGAAAGAAGUUGUGCGAGUGUGGUUCUGUAAUCGUCGACAAAAAGAGAAGCGUAUGACUCCACCGAAUACGAUGGGUGGUGAUAUGAUGGAUGGUAUGCCACCAAGUCAUAUGGGUCAUCCUGGACAUGGAGGUUAUCAUCAUCCUCAUGAUAUGCAUGGAAGUCCUAUGGGAACACAUCAUAGUCACAGUCAUUCACCACCAAUGCUGAGUCCACAAAUGUCAACCGGUGGUGCUGUUCAGUCGUCAGCUCUAAACUCACCGACAACGACUUCAGCGAUGUCUGGAAUGUAUAUUGAUCCACGACAUCCAUCAAUACAACAGCAACAACUUCAUGCGAGACGUAUCUUUCAAGAGUGGACUCUACAGUUUGGACCAACCGGUCCUGCUCCUGGUGCAAGAUAUUUGAACUGA